Paramecium primaurelia is the source of this 689-nucleotide messenger RNA. Lineage: Eukaryota; Ciliophora; Oligohymenophorea; Peniculida; Parameciidae. The record is from the annotation of a GenBank genome assembly.
AUGUAACAUCAAAUUAAGCAGCAACAAAUGUAAAAAGUAAAGAUUAAAUUUUCAAGAAAGAGAUUGAGAAUCAUCUCGAAUCGUUAAAACAAUAUGAUUAAUAAGAUAUCUAAUAAUCAUGAGAUAUUUUUAGAGGUAUCUCAAGUUAUACAUUUAUUUAGAUUUUUAAAUAGUUGAAAGAAAUUUUAUAAUAUAAUUAUCUGAUACGAUUUCAUAAAUUUAGAAAUCUGUAAAAGGAUGAAAAUUAUAAAGAUUAUAUUAAUUUAAUAUUGGAAAUAUAACUUUUGAUUGAUUAGGCAAAAAAAUAAUAAAGUUAAUUCAAUUUAUUUGAUUAGACUAUUUAACUAUAUUAGAAACAUGUUUAGAUAAUAAAAUAAAUUUAAUCAAAUAUUUAAUCUAAAACAACAGAUUAGACUAAUAAAUCAGAAUAAUUAAUCAAGUCUUAAUAUUAAAAUUUAUAGAAUAUAAUUAAUGAUUAUGAGAAUAACUUUGAGAAUAAUAGUAAAUAAUUCAAGAAGUUUUGUAAUAUUUAUUAAUUGGAGAAUGAUUUAAUAAUUAUAAAGAAAAAAAUUAAAAUUUAGAAUUAGAAAGUAAUCUUAUUAUUUAUUUCAUAGAUACAAAAUAACUCAAUUUAUAAAAAAAGGAAUUUGAAGAAAAAAUAACUGAUUUAAAUAAGAAAUUAGAGAUGA